AUGGCUGUGAGUGUGAUCCUUAUUCUGAUACAAAAACUAGGCUCCCUACUAAUAGAUGAAGCUAAUUAUCUGUCACAAGUGAAGCCAGAAGUGGAGUCACUCCGCAAAGAACUCAGGCUGAUGACAGCCUUUUUUAAGGACGCAGAUGCAAUAUACCACAAAAGUGAGCCAGCGAAAGAGUGGGUGAGACAACUCAAAGAAUUGGCCUUCGAAGUAGAAGAUGCCAUCGACAUCUUUGUAUAUGAAGAGGCAAAGAAACGGGGGCGCAAAAUCGUUGGGAAGAUCACCAAGUUUCCAAAACUUGUUAUUAAUGCUCACCAGCUAAGAGGGAAGAUCCAAGAUAUCAAUGGAAAGAUCAAGAAACUGAAAGAUGAUAGAAUUAAUUAUGAUAUUAAGCCUAAGCCUGUAGUUGAUCAAGGGGGUCAAACAUGGUCUACAACUGAUCAUCAAGCACAGCAUCAUCAUCAACUUGAAGCUUCUUCGAGUGCCCAAAAGUUUAGGCCUGUCGAUGUUGUGGGGUUACAAAGCGAAGCAGAGGAACUAGCAAAGUUGCUGAUGGAAGAGAAGCCCCUUGGACGGUUUGGUGUUGUCUCAGUUAUAGGAAUGGGCGGAUUGGGUAAAACCACCCUCGCUCAAAAAAUCUACAACAGAGAUGAUGUGAAAAAACACUUUGUUUGUCAAGCUUGGGUACGAUUAUCAAAAGAAUAUAGAAUGAAAGAUGUUUUGUGCAACAUCAUAAAACAAGUUAUGGUGCUCACAGAAGCAGAGAAAGAUGCAUUGGCGUCAAAGGAGGCUGGAAUUUUGGAGGAAAAGCUUUCCGAUUUUCUCAAAGAGAAGAAGAAUUAUCUCUUCCUAUUGGACGAUGUAUGGGCUAAAGAAGAUUGGGAUAAAUUGAAAAAUACCUUCCCGGUUCCAUGCAACAGUCAGAAGUGCAGGGUGCUGCUUACAACUCGUGAUGAAGGUGUAGCCCGACAUGCCGACCCCAUUGCUCCUAAUCCAUUCAAGCUUCAACUUUUGGAUGAAGAGAAUAGUUUAAAGCUUUUCUCAAAAGUGUUCUUCCGAUCCACAGAUGACACAGAGGCAGUAGCACGUCUCAACAGUCUCGACAAGGAGAUGAAACAUCUGGCAAUGGAUAUUGUUAAGAAAUGUGAUGGAUUACCAUUAGCUAUUGUGGUAUUGGGAGGUCUUCUAUCGGAUAAAAGGCUAACUACUCCUAUUGAAUGGAAGAAAGUGCUCGACAGUGUGAAGUGGCAUCUAGACUCGAGUAACUGUCAAAAGGUAUUGGCUUUGAGUUACUCUGAAUUACCUAGUCAUUUGAAGCCUUUAUUUCUUUAUUUUGGGGUUUUUCCAGAAGAUACUGAGAUGCGAAGGGACAGAUUGAUUCAGCUAUGGGGUGCAGAGGGAUUUCUAGAACCAAGAGGGAAUUUAAGAAUGGAAGAUGUGGGCGGAGAAUGCCUUGAGGAGCUGAUGCAGAGGAAUCUGAUUCAAGUUGCGAAGUGGAAAUCAAAUGGGGUACCUGAAUCAUUUAUAAUUCGUGAUCCCCUCUUGAACUUGGCAAUAUCAGAAGCCAAGGAAAGUAACUUUCUUAACAUCAUCUCCACUCCUCAGGAGUCCUUGAAUUGUUAUCGUCGUGUAGCCCUUCAAGAUAAGCAUGGUGAAAAUAAUAUGGCCGAGGAGGCUUCUUACAAUUUCUCCUCCUCCAUGAGUUCUAAUUCAAACCAGCUUCUCCGCUCAUUGCUCUGCUUCAUUGAAAUGUCCCCAUCCCUUUAUGGGCAGUUCAAACUACUUAAUGUGUUGGAUCUAGAGGGUGCCCCAGGUAUUAAAAGUUUACCCAAGGAAAUAAGGAAGCUCAUUUUUCUCAAGUACAUGAACUUGAGUAGAACCAGCUUGGAAACUCUUCCACCUUGGGUUGGCAACUUGUAUAACCUACAAACUCUCAGUGUGGUGGGUACCGAGAUUGAAUCUCUCCCCAUUGAAAUAUUAAAAUUGGGUAAAUUAAGGAAUCUUCUAUUCUAUGGCAUAAAAAUGAAGCAGGCAUUUAAUGAUUCCAUUGUUGGGAAUGGUAUAAUUGGGAUUUAUCGACGACAGCAUUCUCCUCAUCAUAGACACGUACACCAUCUAAGUGAUCUCCAGACACUAUUCCUUCCUUCAGGUGAUUGGAUAGAGAAUGGCCUCGAAAAGUUGACCGGUCUCAGGGAUUUGAGGAUACUUGGAGUUGACAUGGAGAAAUUCAGAGAGAAAUUGUCCCAGGCCCUAGUCAAUUUGGUGCGCCUUGAGGCCCUAAACUUAUCAGACUUUAGAAAUGGCAAAACAAUUUUCCCUUCACUUUCGAACCAUGUGUAUCUCCAUUAUCUCUACAUUUAUGGUCGCAUACAAAAGCUACCUGACCUUCACAACUUCCCUCCGAAUCUCGCAACGUUGCAAUUGUCUAACACGCAUCUAAAAGAAGACAUGAUGAGGAUGCUCGAGAAGCUGCCCCAAUUAAAGGACCUCUCAUUAUGGUCUACAUACGAUGGAGUUGUGAUGAAAUGCUAUGCAGGAGGGUUUUCUAAACUCGAGAGUUUGUGCUUCGUACAGUUUGAUUGGCUAAGGUAUUGGAUAGUGGAGGAAGGAGCAAUGCCUAAUCUGAGCAUAUUGGAAAUUAAAGAUCUUUUUGGGUUAAAAUGGAUUCCCGGUGGGCUGAGGCACAUCACAACACUACAAAAACUUACAUUGGCUAUGCCAAAGGAAUUCCUUGAGAGGGUUGAAGAAGGUGAAAAACAUUGGGAGAAGAUCAAACAUGUACCUUCCAUCAAUACACGGGAAGUAGAAGGACACAGAACUGAAGAACAGUUUACUAAAUAUGAACGCAAAUGGUUCACAGCUACAGGGGAGAUGAUCCCUGAUGAUGACCACUAA
Molecule: messenger RNA, 2898 nt
Organism: Telopea speciosissima
Lineage: Eukaryota; Viridiplantae; Streptophyta; Magnoliopsida; Proteales; Proteaceae
Product: probable disease resistance RPP8-like protein 4
Exons: 1
Coding region: 1-2898 (965 amino acids)
Biological process (GO): defense response to other organism
Molecular function (GO): ADP binding
Source: RefSeq, a predicted model, not a curated record